GGAGCCGAGGCGCCCCCCCCGCGGCUCCCCGCGGACACCCGCGCCGCCCAGGCAGGGUGUGGUGCUGCUCCAUCCCCUCCGCCUCCCGCUGCUCCGGUGGGACAGCGGAGAAGUCUCCUCCUCCUCCUCCUCUUUUCCAUAUCCUUCUCCAGCCCGGCUCUGCUGACGUGUCUUGCUUUGCAAACCUCCUCCCCGCUCGCCCGCCCGCUUUCCCAAGCCAACCCAGCAGCCUCGCUCGCGAAACAUGGCUGCGGCCCGGCGGCCUCUAACGCUCGCGCUCCGGCUCCUCGCCUUCUUCCUGUGCGCCGAGCCGCUCGCUUGCCACAGCCGGGAGCCCGAGCGCCGUUUUGCCGAAUACAAGCGAUGCGCCGACCCCGAAUGCAGCAUGCUGAUGUGUAGAGGGAAGGCAGUGAAGGAUUUUAAAGGUCCAGAUUGUCGUUUUUUAGAUUUUAAAGAAGGAGAAUCAAUAUAUGUGUACUAUAAGCUAACUGGAAGAACGAACGAGCUUUGGGCUGGAAGUGUUGGAAAUAAAUUUGGCUAUUUUCCAAAGGAUUUACUUGAAAUAAAUCAUAUUUAUACACACGAUGAGCUGGAACUUAUAACAGAUGAAACAGAUUUUGUUUGUUUUGAUGGAGGCAAUGAUGAUUUUGAUAAUUAUGAUGUGGAUGAGCUUUUAAAGAUAUCAGAGGAUAUGGAAGGUGGCAAUGCAGAAGAUGAGCUAGAAUCUGAAGAGGAAGAGGACAUCGAAUGGGCUGACUCUGCAGAGUCUAUUGGCCCAGAUGCUAAUAGUUUUGACAUAGGCUCAGAAGAAGAGAGUAAAGACAAUGUAAAAAUGAAUGAACAAGUAAAUGUACUUCUUGAAAAUACUGAGAAUGUAGAAGAAGCUCUUGAUUCCAAGAGUGAAAAUCCUGUUGUAAAUAGUGAUACAGAAAAUCCUCAGGGAGACCAAAGUGCACAGAAGCCUUUUGAAAAAAUGCUGCAGGAAACAUUGAAAGUGCCAAAACAUGAAAGUGCCAAAAACUCUAGUCUAUCUCAGGGUGAAGCUAAAAAAUCAGAUUACAGAGGCAAAGAAGUAUCGGAGGACUUAAAAACAACAUUUGGCUCCACUGCAGAUGCCUUUGUGUCUGAUGAUGAGACAACUAGCCUUGUUACAUCACUUGAUGGUGAGUCCAGGGAAGAUUUAGACGUUGACACUUCUGAUAUGGAGAAGCUGAAAGAACCAAAGGAGCAGUCAGAGGAAAUUCCUUUGUUACCUUUUGAACGAAAAAUCAAAUCUUCAGACCCCCCAGAAACUGAAAAUAUGUCACCUGGGGGUGUCUUCGAGUCAAAAGCAAGUGUUUUUAAUGAUGAUGCCACAGCAGAAGCAGAAUUAAUACAUGAGAAAAAAGAUGACUCUGGUCUAUUAACACAUUUAGGAGAUAAGUUUUUUGCCAUUGUCAGUGGAGGUGAAAGAACAGGUGAUGAAAUGGAUGAGAACAAGGCUGAUUUUGAGGAGGACAGUGAAGAUGAGGAUGAUGGUGAUGAUGACAGUGAGGAUGGUGAGGACGAUGUAGUCCUAAUUAGUAAGAAUGAAAACACAGAAGAUGCAUUACUUCAUUCGGAGUCUUCAGCAGAAUAUGAUCCCUUUAUAUCAGAACAUGAUCUUCUUGAAAAGAAGUCACAUAAUACUGAUACUAAAAAUUCUAAGGAAGAAAUGCAUAAAAGAGCGAACCAUAAGGGAAAGCAUGAGGACACUCAGGAAGAACAAGUUACAGAAGAAAUGGAAAGUACCUCUACACACAAUAUGGAUGUGUUUUCCAGUUUUGGAGAUGAUCAGCAACCUAAAGCAACCAUGGAAACGGAGGAGAAAAAUUUAAAGCCACCCCUGGGUGACAUCAAAGAUGACCCAGAAGGCUUAUCUCUUCAUAAGAUAAUGAAAGAGAAGGAAAGAGAAGAGAAAAAUAUGGAGGAUAGACUGGAAAAUGAUACAAAACACAAAACACUGUGGGAAAAAAUAGGUCAUAAAAAGGAGGCUAAACAACCAAUGAACUUUGUACCAGAUGUGCUGGAAGAAUUAACAAAUGAAUCUCAGAGUGAAUUUGAGGAUGCUGACUUCACAGAAGGUAAAGCAAAAUACGGUGGAAAGGAGGAGGGAGAAGAUUUUGAACCAGGAGUGAUACUUGGCAGUAAUAAACAAUCAAAUGAUUCUGGUACGGAAAAUAUUCCUACUGAAAAAGAUAUUCAAAUGUCUACUGAACAAUCUCAACAGGAAACUGUAACCCAGGAUUUAGAAGGAAGUGAAGAGGAGGAUGAGGAACAGGAUGACUACAUAAGUAGUGAGAAAACACUAGAGAAAAAAUCUAUUCUAGAAAAAUCAGGGGAAGGCACCCAUCUUAAAAACCUUACUCAGCAAAACACUGUUCACGAUGAAGCUGAGGACUUGGACAGAGUUACUGAAAUGGAUGAAAAUUUAGAGAAAUCACACACAGAAGAAUUCAAGCCUGAAGAGACAGAGAUGGAAGAAGGUGAUUUCUUAGAAGAAUCAGAAGAGGAGUUACUUCAAGAUGAAAAUGCUAUGAGUGCAAAAUUAUCUAAAGAGAGACUCACAGAUGAGCAAGGUUUCCCGUUAGAUGUUGAAAACACAAGCCCUCAGCUACAAAUGCCAAACGGUGCUAUUUCAAGAGUUGCUAAUCCUGUUGAUGAAACAGGAGAAGAAGCAAUAGCAACUCUUGAACAGCCCCAGAAAGAAGAUGGCAUGGAAGAUUUGAAUGAGAAGCUUAGAGGAAUGCAAAUUAGGGAAGAGUCUCAACAGAAUGAAGACAAAGAUGAAAAGCAGGAAAAAGCAGAGCCAGCUUUAUUGCCUGCAACAGAAAAUUCUCUGGUCGAGGGGAAAAGUAAAAUACAAGAUGUUCAUGAUAAAACAAUGUCAAGCAAUUUAAAUUUCUCUGUAUUGGAUGAUAAGGAUGACAUUAAACAAAUCAAGGAACAUGAUUUUUCACAGAGGGGCCUUAAAGAACUAGAGACCUCAACUGAAGGUAAAUACCAACAUUCCCAUGAUCCUAGAGAUGUUUCAGAAAACACAAAUGAAGUUGUGGAGUCAGAAUACAGUGAGUCUGUGAGGGAACUCAUUAUAAUGAAGGAAUUUCUGGAUGAAAAACGCAUUGCACGUUUAAAAAAGUAUCUUGGACAACAGCAUGUUUUCAGGAUUGAAUCUUUGUUUCAUGACAUGGAGUUGGAGCUAUUGCUAGCUCAGAAACAUAAUGGGAAUUAUGAGGACACUGAAAAGGCUUUGGAUCAGAUCCUUGAAUCUUCAGAGUCUAAUAUUCUAGAUGUUCUGAACAAGGCUUUGGAUUCAAGAGAGAUGGAAAACAAAGAAGAAGUGAUCAAGGAAGUAGACUUGUUUGAUGAAGAAGCUGCCUUAAUGGAUGAUGUUCAGGAACUAAUGUAUUCAUUAAGGCAAAAGUAUUCUCCAAUUAGUGAAAGUGCUCCUCUUGUAUCACUUGUAGAAUUUGAGAUGGAUUCCCAUGAACCCAUUAAAGCUAAUGAAAAAGAAAUAGAACAGGGCAGAGAUCCAGUAGAAAGCCCUGACAAAAUAGAACCAAAGUUUUUACGCAACAUAGAAAAGACAUCUGACAAGGAAGACAUUCUUGAAUUGGGUCAACCAGAAGAGGAUGAUGACAUUUUGGCACAGGCUGGAACUUCAGAUGAAACAGGGUUCAGAAAUGUCCUUGAGAGUCACAAAAGAAAACCAGAUAUGGCUACAACCCUUGAAUCAGUUGAUCCACAAACAGGGGAAGACUUGAUUGCAGGUCUAUCUAAAGACAAGGGUGAUACAAUGAAAGACAGCAAUAAUCCAUCUGAAGUAGACUCUGCUGCUCCACAUUUUCCUGCUGCCUUUGAUGGUGCAAUACUAUUAGCAAAGGAGAAUAUGCAACCACUUGCAAAGAUGCUGGUUUCAACACUGCCUGAAGCCAUGCAGCCUGGCCCUGACUUCCAUGGACUUCCUUGGGAGCCCAUUAUCAUCACAGCUUUUGUGGGGUUUGCAACACUUGCCAUUUUCUUCUGGAGGACCUGCCUAUCUGUGAAGAGUAGAAUGUAUCAAGUGACAGAAAAACAACUUGUAGAAAAAAUUAGUAGCCUUAUGAAAGAAAAGACAGAAAUUCUAGAGAAGAUGUCAGAAUAUGAUCAAAAGAUAAAGGAGGCAAAGGAAUCUGUUAAAGAAACACAGAAACAAAAUUCUAAUCUUUCUGAUGAAACUGCAGAGCUUAAGGACACAGUCAGGGGGCUUAAAGAAACAAAUCAUCUUCUAGAUGACAGAGUGAAAAAUUUAAACACCAUGCUAGAAAUUGAGAGAGAGCACAACGCAAAGAAAAAAGAACAACUCACAGAAGCACAGAAGACUUUGGAGAAGUUGCAAGAAACCAUUACAUUUCAUUCUGCAGAACUCUCUGAGGUGCAGCUAGCUCUGAAUGAAGCUAAGUUAAAUGAAGAGAAACUGAAGUCUGACCUUCAUCGUAUGCAAGAAGAGAAUGUAAGACUCAAGAAGAGUAAGGAACAACUGUUGCAAGAGGCAGAAGGUUGGAGUGAAAGGCAUACUGAGUCCACAGAACAGAUAAAGUUAUAUCAGAAGUCUCAGAAGGACAUGGAAGAAGCACUUGCCUAUAAGGAAAAUGAAAUUGAAGUUUUAACUAACUGCAUUAUGCAGCUGAAGCAGCUUGAUGCAGAUUCUGAGUCUGAAAACAAGAGGGAUGAAGGAAGCGAUCUUGCCAAUGGAGAGAUCACAGAUACCAGGAAUGAAAAGAUGAAGAACCAGAUUAAGCAGAUGAUGGAUGUUUCACGGGUAAAAACAACAUUAUCAAUCAUAGAAGAAGAAAGAGAUAGCUUGCGUUCCAAGCUAAAUGAUGAAGUAGCAUCAAGGCAUGAACUGGAAGAGCAAAUCAAGAAGCUGGAACAUGAUUCAUCAUCUUUACAGUCAGUCAGAUCUCAACUAGAAAGUGAAUGCAGAACGUUGCAACAAAAAGUAGAGAUUCUCAAUGAGCUUUAUCAGCAGAAGGAGAUGGCACUUCAAAAGAAAUUAACACAGGAAGAAUAUGACCGUCAAGAGAAGGAGCAGAAGUUGUCUGCUGCUGAUGAAAAAGCAAUCCUGGCUGUUGAAGAAGUGAAAGUUUACAAGCAGAGAAUUCAGGAAAUAGAAGAAGAACUGCAAAAAACAGAGCGGUCUUACAAAAACCAGAUUGCUGCCCAUGAAAAGAAGGCCCACGACAACUGGCUCAUAGCACGUUCUGCAGAAAGGGCAUUAGCAGAGGAAAAAAGGGAAGCUGCCAACCUGAGACAAAAGUUAAUAGAAGUGAAUCAAAAAAUAGCAGCACUUCAAAGACCAAUAAUUGUGAAACCAACUGCAGGCCGACCAGACCAUCAGAUCCCUCCCCGCAGAGGUCCAUUAAGUCGAGAUGGAUCUUUCGGGCCUUCGCCUGUGAGUGGUGGGGCUCCUUCACCACCACUGAUGAUGGAACCCCCUGGACGACCCCUUUCUGCCAAUCCAAGGGAAGGUUCAAGAAGUGAAUUUAGUUCUACUGUGAUAGAUGGCCCUCCAGCCCCAAGGAGACAUCUGGAGCUAUCUGGAAGAAUGUCUGCCCCAGAUCUUGGUCCUGCUGUCGCUGCUCUGAUUAACAGUGGCCCAAGAACAUCCUCUCCUUCGGCAGUGGAUGGAAUGCAAAACCUUCCCAGAGAACAUGACACCCUUUGUGUUUCUACUGCCCCAUCUUCAUCUUCUGAAACAACUGCAGUUACCAUGGGUUCUAAAGGCCCACCAUCUUUCCCGGGACACCCCAUGAUGACAUCUCCAGGACCUGGACCGCUGCCACCUCCAGUUCGAUUUGGACCUCCGCCCCGGGCACCAUAUGGAUCUCGGCCUCUUCCACUCGCACGUGGAGCUCCUCCUCCACCUCUUCCAAGAGACUACCCACCUGGCCCUCCAUUUGGAAUAAGAGACUUCCCACCUGGCUCACUUCCACCACCUGAACAGAGAGCAUAUAUCCGUGGACCACCUCCAUUCCGGCCUCCACCUCCACGGGAUUUUCCUCCAGGUCCACGGCUACCUCCACAAGGAUUAAGGGACUAUCCUCCUCUUUCAGUCAGAGACUUGCCACCUUCUGCACCCAAUGAAUACCAAGGAGGCCCUCCCUGUCCCCCAUCUCCAGCUAACUCACGGGACUCUGCUCAUCAUCCUGAACAGAAACCAUGACUUGGUUUUUGGACUUAUCUCUAUCACGUUUCAUGUGGUGAGGAUUUCAGUGGCUUCAGCAAAACCAGCUGUCUCCUGAUUUGGACUUUCAGUGUAGCUUUUUUUUCCUCCAGCAGAAAUAUUUCUCUAGCAAUGUGCAUUUGGAUCACCUUUAAAUCAGGACUUGUUAUACUUGCAUCAUGAGAUGCAAGUAUAAUUUUUCUGUGAUGACUCUGAAGUCUGCUUCUACAGCUGUGGCUGACCUGCAGCUGCUCUCAACGUGCAAUAUACAAAAGUACCCGUGUGGUUAAUUUUUAAUUAAUGUAGCCUUAUGUAACAAGUCAGUGAAUGAUUUCAAAAUUAUAAUCUGAACAUUUCCUGUGGAAAUAGCUUCGGCAAGAAAUGCUACCCCUUCACACAUAGCCUACAGUGACUGUAGACAAGUGGUUUACAUAAGGAUUCUAAUGCAAAUCUUUUUAAACAUGUGGUGUGAAAGUACACUGUACUCAAAGGACACAUCUAAUAAAGAGAAUAAGAAUCUUUUUUU
Messenger RNA from Pogona vitticeps (central bearded dragon), 6749 nucleotides. RefSeq names its product MIA SH3 domain ER export factor 3 (gene MIA3). Gene Ontology annotation, molecular function: protein binding. Gene Ontology annotation, cellular component: endoplasmic reticulum membrane; endoplasmic reticulum exit site. The record is from RefSeq and is a predicted model, not a curated record. Lineage: Eukaryota; Metazoa; Chordata; Lepidosauria; Squamata; Agamidae. Gene Ontology annotation, biological process: endoplasmic reticulum to Golgi vesicle-mediated transport; vesicle cargo loading; protein secretion.